Molecule: messenger RNA, 522 nt
Organism: Paracoccidioides lutzii Pb01
Exons: 3
Coding region: 1-522 (173 amino acids)
Biological process (GO): peptidyl-serine phosphorylation
Cellular component (GO): cytoplasm
Molecular function (GO): protein serine/threonine kinase activity; ATP binding
Source: RefSeq, a predicted model, not a curated record
AUGCAAGCUGCAAGCUGCAAGUGGAAGGCCAGAGCAUUUAGUGAGGAUAUCCUGCGUGCCAUGCCAAAAUAUAUUCCCUCUAUUAAGAGCCCGGCGGAGACUGCUAAUGUCCGUUCUGGAAAGGAUGGAGCUGUAGGGAUGUCAGCACCAGUCAUGUUGGUUAGGGACAGGACAACUGGUAAUAUCUUUGGCUCCAAGGAGCCGUUCUCUAGAGCCAGUGGCGGCCAUGCUACCGCGAGAGCACGAGUGGAAGCAUCGUUGCAGGCAGAAUACACCCAUAUUGUGAAACUUGACCAUCCACACAUAGUGAAGGCUUUCGACCUGGUACUGGAUGAGGAUAUCACGUUAUCACCAGGGUUGAUCAUUGAAUACAUACCUCAGAACCUCUCCGAAACGGAUAUCAAGGAAGCCGACGUGCUGAGGGUGUUGACCCAUCUCUGCACUGUUCUAGGGCAUAUGCAUACGAUUGGCAUCACUCAUCGGGAUGUGAAACCAGACAACGUUCUUGUCCAGAAGCGCUAG